AUGGAGGUCGAUGGAGUGCCCUGCGGGGCUAUCACCGCGCGUCAGACCAGCAAAGAGGUUCAGGGAAACCCUUUUGGCGCCGCUUCGUCCGGGGAGAAAACGAGGACGGCGGAGGACCCGGCGGGCGCGAGCAAGGCGCCGGCCGGGGCUGAAGAGCGACAAAAACUACCUGCCGGAACCGCGUCGCCAGGGACAUCGCUGACGCAGCUGAGCUUCAAAGAUGACUUGAAUUCGGACUGGUGCUUGGCAGUCAGCCGCGUGGACAGUGGGCGCAUGCUGCUGGAGCGCCUGCGGGCGGCGCUGCUGCUUUGGGCGAACGCGGCCGUCGAGCAAGCGAGCAAAAUGGAGAACCUCGUGCAGACCUUCGUGGCGACGAACCUCGAGAGCAAAACGAUCAUGGGCGCCGUGAACGCGCUGCGGCUGGAGUGCGCACACCAGGCCGAUCACUGCCGGGAGUUCGCCGAGGCGCUGCGGAGGGACGUCGUGGAGGGCACGCUGACCAACACAAUUCACAAUCACUACUUGGUUCUUCAGCAGAUCAAGGCAGACGGCGCUGAGUCGCAAAAGGAGUUGACGCUUGCGACUGUGGAUCACCAAAAGGCGAUGGACCGGUAUCUGCGCUGCAGCAAGGAGGCGGCGGCUGCGGCGCUGAAGGCGCAGGCGGCGGAGAGCGAGGCGCCGAGUGUGCGGACGGAGCUCGCGUUGUCGGCGAUUCGGCGGUGCGUGGAGGCGAAGGCUGCGGAGGAUGAGCACCGGGAGAGUGUGGCGCGUUUGAACGCGGCCGCGCAGUCGAGCGAGAGGAAGAUGUCGAUCAUUCUCCAGAGUCUGCAGGACAUGGACGAGAAGCGCAUGCUGUGCUUCCGCGACGCGCUCCGCAAGGCCAUGGUCUACCAGGCCGCGUACCUGCGCAACCUCCAGUACGACCUGGAGCAAACUAUCAAAACGGUAGACCUCGUCGAGCCGAAAGCAGAUCUGCAGGAGUUCCUCGGCAAGCACUACCUGCCGAGGAAGAGCCAAGCCGCGGGCCCUGUCAAGGCGCAGUCCUGGGUGGAGCUCGAGACCACUUUUGGCGACGCCCUUCUGGUCUCAGCUCCCCUUUCCGCCUCCUCCGCAGCCGCUUCGCCCUUCGCCUCCACGUCGUUUUCCUCCUCGUCGCUCGGGGCAGGGGCGAGCGCCGGCGCCGAAGACGCUGCCGAGACGCCUCCCGGCUGCGGGCGGCCGCCCCUCUCGUCGGGCUCUGUCCUGGCGAUCGCAACCGACGAGGCUGCGCCGCGCCACGAGACAGCCGCCGGCGACGGCCGGAGCAAAGUGCGAGACGCGCGGUCGGCGUCGCCCGUGGGCGCAGGCGAGAGCCGAGAGGGGGAGGAGGAGGCGCUGGGGAAGGCGGAGAGAGACUGCGACACCGUUCUCGACUUGCUGUGGAGUGCGGCGGAGCUCGAGGAGAGUGAGCGGAGAGACCGUGGGCGCGAAGCGAGUCAAGCGGCCGGCGAGCCCAGCAGAGACGGGAGCGAGGCGUUGCCGCCUUCCGCUGUGGUGGUGGAUCCCGCGCAGUGUCCGUACUCCGCAGAGGUCUGUGCGCAGCUGUCGGCAGUGCUUCCGCAGCUGAAGGUCGAUUUCGCGUCGUCUGCGAAGCGUUUCGCGUUCCUGAAGUCGCUGGAGAGACGCCGUCGCGCAUGCAUGGUCAAGGGCCAUAAGCAGGUGUAUCUGCGCCACGUGGUAUGUCUGAGGAUUCUCGGACAAAUCAGCGAGUGGCUUCUCGACUACGCCGAUGAGCAACUCGACGUCUGGACUGGACGCAUGCUUCUCCUCCUCUCCAUGCAGAUCGCCGCCUCGGGGCUGAAAAGCGCUGACCCGCAGAUGCAGACUUUCGCGUGGCCGGAGUUCGCGCGCGCGGUUGAGGAAGAAAGGAAGAAGCGCGGCAAGGCCCAGGGAGACGCCCAGCGUGUGGCGGACGAAGGGGCCGGCAGUGCCGACCGCGAAACAGUCCGCUGGUCGCUGCAUAGGUGCAUUUAUCAUCAUCGCUACUGGAAUCGCGUGACGUUCUGGGAGGAGGCUCUCACGUUGACGAUAAGCGAGGAGCUUCAGCGCCAAAAGCUGAUGGAAAAAUGGAGGACGAUGGGAGACGAGGUCCUCCAGCAGGAGGAACAGAAGUUCCGCGAGCGCAACCCUUGCUGUGGUUGCCUUACCUCAUUCGGUUCGUUCAUGGUCCUCUACGGCAUCGCCCCCGAGCAGGUGCAGUCGCUGCUGCUCUCCGUCUGUCGCGCUUGCCACCUCGAUGACGACUUCGCGGCGCGUCUCGUGGAGGGCAUGAAGCAGUUCGCGGCACCAGCGGGUGCGGGCGGGGCUCCGAAGCCGGCUGCGCUGUCGUCGGCGUCUUCUUCCUCUGGCGCGCUUGCCUCUUCUGCGCGCUCAAGUCAGUCGCGCGACAGCGCAAGCGGCGCGGCCGGCGAGGCAGACCGAGGGGUGGCAGCGAGCUCCUCGCACGCAGCGUCGGAGGCUUCCCCUGAGUCAGCCAUGGCUGAGGAAAGUGGCGCAGCGUGUGCAGCGUUCGAUAGAGGGGAGAACGGGAAGAAGCGCGAAGAAGACGGGAGGGUCGCCGCCGCGGGGGAGGAGCCGCGCCGCACGCGGAGUCUCGCGGGCAGUGCAGAGGAGGAAAGGGCAGGAGCGCAGGCGGGGGCAUGA
Besnoitia besnoiti is the source of this 2682-nucleotide messenger RNA. RefSeq lists its product as uncharacterized. The record is from RefSeq and is a predicted model, not a curated record. The transcript is spliced from 9 exons. Bases 1 to 2682 code for a protein of 893 amino acids. Lineage: Eukaryota; Apicomplexa; Conoidasida; Eucoccidiorida; Sarcocystidae.